ACGCUCGGCAUGGAGUUCACGGCCAUCGACUACAGCAUCUUCGCGCUGCUCCUCGUGCUCUCCUCCGCCAUCGGGCUCUUCUACGCGCUGAGCGGCGACCGGCAGCGCACGGUGCAGGAGUUCCUGCUGGCCAACCGUGACAUGGGCUGCCUGCCCGUGGCCCUGUCCCUGCUCGCCUCCUUCCAGUCGGCCGUGGCCAUCCUGGGCGUGCCCGCAGAGAUCUUUCGCUUCGGCACCGAGUACUGGUUCCUGGGCUGCUCCUACUUCCUGGGGCUGCUCAUCCCCGCGCACAUCUUCAUCCCCAUCUUCUACCGCCUGCGCAUCACCAGCACCUACGAGUACCUGGAGCUGCGCUUCAACAAGACCGUGCGGGUGUUUGGCACCAUCACCUUCAUCUUCCAGAUGGUCAUCUACAUGGGGGUGGUGCUCUACGCUCCUGCCCUGGCGCUCAACGCAGUGACGGGCUUCGACCUCUGGAGCGCGGUGCUGACCAUGGGGCUGGUCUGCACCCUCUACACUACCCUGGGUGGCCUGAAGGCCGUCAUCUGGACAGAUGUGUUCCAGACGCUGGUGAUGCUGGCGGGGCAGGUGGCCGUCAUCGUGGUGGGCGCCUGGCGGGUGGGGGGCAUGGCCCGAGUGUGGCGCGUGGCCGAGGAGCAGGGCAAGAUCGCCGGCAUCGACCUGGACCCCAGCCCCCUGGAGCGCCACACCUUCUGGUCGCUGUCUGUGGGCGGGAUCUUCAUGAUGCUGUCGCUGUACGGGGUGAACCAGGCGCAGGUGCAGCGCUACCUGUGCGCCCGCAGCGAGCGCGAGGCCAAGCUCUCCUGCUACGCCGUGUUCCCCUGCCAGCAGAUCGUGCUGUGCCUCAGCUGCCUCACCGGCCUCGUCAUGUUCGUGUAUGACCGGGAGCACCCGCUGGCGCCCGGCCAGCGCCCUGCCUCCUAUGACCAGCUGGUGCUGUUCUUCGUGAUGGACGUGCUGCGGGACCUGCCGGGGCUGCCCGGGCUCUUUGUUGCCUGCCUCUUCAGCGGCGCCCUCAGCACCAUCUCCUCUGCCUUCAACUCGCUGGCCACCGUGACCAUGGAGGACCUGGUGCGGCCGCACCUCCCCGGGCUCUCGGAGUCGCGGGCCACGCUGCUCUCCAAGCUGCUGGCUCUCGGCUACGGGCUGCUCUGCCUGGGGAUGGCGUACGUGUCCUCCAUGCUGGGACCCGUGCUGCAGGCAGCCAUCAGCAUCUUCGGCAUGGUGGGGGGCCCGCUCCUGGGGCUCUUCUGCCUCGGCAUGUUCUUCCCCUGCGCCAACCCCACCGGAGCCGUGGUGGGGCUGCUGGCCGGACUGGCCAUGGCCUUCUGGGUGGGCAUUGGCAGCUUCCUGCAGAGCACACAGGGGGCCGAGGGGGUGCCCCCGGCCAACAGCACAGCACUCCCCACCGUGGGCAACCUCAGCACUGUCCUGGCCACCACGCUGCUGCCCCCCACCUCAGCACCGCCCCCGAGCCCCACGGGGCUGCAGCGUUUCUACAGCCUGUCCUACAUGUGGUACAGUGCCCACAACUCCACCACCGUCAUCCUGGUGGGGCUGCUGGUCAGCCUGCUCACGGGCCCCACGCCGGCCGCAGCCCUGGACCCCCGCACCAUCUCCCCCGUGCUGCCCUGGCUGCUCUGCUGCCUGCCCCCCAAAAUCCGCCACUGGCUCUGCUGCGGGGGAGCCGACCCUGCCCAGGCCCCCGGCCAUGGGAACAUCUCAGAGAAGAGCCACGGGGUGCCCAACGGGGUGUCCCCCCCCGGCCCCGAGCUGCAAGGGGACGAGGGACAGGGCUACGUGCGCAGCGCCGCCGGGCCCCUCUACGCCGUGCAGGAAACCUCCUUCUGAUGGCCCAGCACGGGGGUCCCGGGCGCCCCCUGCUCGGGAACCCUCUGGGGCAUCCUCACAGAGCCGAGGAACCGCCCGAGGCUGCUGGGCUGCCCCGCCCGGGGCUCUGGGACCACGGCCGGGGGGGGUCGGAGCGGUGCCCCCCGCCCUGUCCAGGCCGGGACGUUGUGCGGUACCCCCGGCCCAGCCACGUGCCUUACACACCGCUCCGGGGCCGGGGCUGUGUCCCCACGACCCCUGUCACCUGUCUUUGUGUUCGGUGUUCCCCAAUAAAUGCUUCUGGGGCAAAGACGCUGCAGC
Agelaius phoeniceus (red-winged blackbird) is the source of this 2172-nucleotide messenger RNA. It is a transcript of the gene SLC5A6, whose product is annotated as solute carrier family 5 member 6. Gene Ontology annotation, biological process: transmembrane transport; sodium ion transport. NCBI's taxonomy places the organism in Eukaryota, Metazoa, Chordata, Aves, Passeriformes, Icteridae. The record is from RefSeq and is a predicted model, not a curated record. Gene Ontology annotation, molecular function: symporter activity. Gene Ontology annotation, cellular component: membrane.